GCUGCCUGCUGGAUCUCUGCCUUUCCCUCUGUUCCUCUUUUUUUCCUCUGGAUAUGGAGAUCAAAGUCCCAGAGUCUCCCAGCAUCCAACAGCAGAUGGAGGGCUUCCACGGACUUCCUGCACGCCCAACUAAGACUCAUUACCCGAGAGCACUGCAGCUUUUGGAGUAGUUUCCUACAGAGUUCUCUCCCCACCUGUGCAGCGGGAAGUGAUACCUUUCUUGGUUAAUCCUAUAUUUGUUCUUCCUAUUGCAGCCUCGUCCUGCAUGCAGAGCUCCAGGCUUUGAACUUCAUCUCCUCCCCUUCUCUUUCACUGGUUCAGCUGUCACUCUGUCCGUCACUCUCAGGAUAUCCCCUUCCCUCUGUCUAGGGUUUCAUAAUGCAUCAGGAUCUCAUUCAGGGGCAGGGGUGCAUUUCAUCCCACUGCUUUCUCCUUGUUUGAGAGUAUGGACCAGUAAUGAAUGCUACUUCAUAGGAUCAACCAAAAGCCUGUGGUCAUGGAAAUAACAAAAGGUCACGGGCCACACAGAGCCUCACAUGUAACUUUGACAAACUAGAUUCAAAGUUAUAUUUGGGAGACGUUUUUUUUUGUAUGUGUAUUUUCUUGGAUAUAUUACAUUUACAAUCAUGGGAAAUGCAGCAGGAAGCAUGGAGGUACCCCAGGGGAAAGAGGGCAAGGCGGUGUCGGCCCCUCCAGGGUCCACGGGCUCCCAGAAUCCAUCUGCAAAACUCCCGAUGCCACCUGAAGAAGAACUCGAGCAACGCUUCAGUGCAGUGCUGAACACAAUGAAUCUUCCUCCAGAUAAGGUGAAGAUCCUCAGCCAGUAUGACAACGAGAAGAAGUGGGAUCUGAUCUGUGACCAGGAGCGCUUUCAAGUGAAGAAUCCUCCAUCUGCUUAUUUGGAGAAGCUGAAGAGUUAUCUGGAUCAUGGCGGAGUCAGUCGUAAGUUUAAGAGACGUGUGCAGGAAUCCACUCAGAUCCUGAGAGAGUUGGAGAUUUCCCUGAGGACCAAUUACAUCGGCUGGGCUCAGGAGUUCCUAAAUGAAGAGAACCAAGGCUUGGAUGUUCUUGUGGAUUAUCUGUCCUUUGCCCACAGUGCUGUCACAUAUGAUGUGGACAAUUUGGACAAUGGAGUGCUGCCCACAGACAAAAGCAAAAUAGUGGACAAGUCAGUGGAGGAUCUGAGCAGAAGUGCCAGCAACUCCCCCACUCACAGCGCCUCCAAGGCCAGCAAGGGCUUCACAGUCAGAUUCAACUCUCUCCAACACAGGAAAGCCCUGAGGAACUCUCGUGUUGUGCAGACAGAUGACGUCCAUCUCUGCAUCAUGUGUUUACGUGCCAUCAUGAACUAUCAGUCUGGGUUCAACCUGGUGAUGAAGCAUCCCUGCUGUGUCAACGAGAUCACGCUCAGCCUCAACAACAGGAACCCACGGACCAAGGCUCUGGUGCUGGAGCUGCUGGCUGCUGUGUGUUUGGUGCGAGGAGGCCAUGACAUCAUCCUCUCCGCCUUCGACAACUUCAAAGAGGUGUGUGGAGAGAAGAGUCGCUUUGAGAAGCUCAUGGAGUAUUUCUGCCAUGAGGACAGCAACAUCGACUUCAUGGUGGCCUGUAUGCAGUUCAUCAACAUCGUGGUGCACUCAGUGGAGAACAUGAACUUCAGGGUCCACCUGCAGUACGAGUUCACCCGCCACGGGCUGGAUGAAUACCUGGAGAAGUUGAAGUUCACGGAGAGCGACCGGCUGCUGGUGCAGAUCCAGGCCUAUCUGGACAAUGUGUUUGAUGUGGGGGCGCUGCUGGAGGACGCAGAGACCAAGAACGCUCUGCUGGAGCACAUGGAGGAGCUGCAGGAGCACAACACACAGUUGAGCUCCAGGCUUGAGGAGAGUGAGAGGGAGGCGAUGGAGAAAAUGUCAGAAAUGGAGAAGAAGCUCAUUCAGACCACGAAAGAAGUGGAGCUCUUAAAGGAGGGUCUGCGUGAGUCCUGCUCCCAGGUGAUCGUCCUGCAGCAGCGAGAGCGAGAGAGAGACAUAGAACGUGAGAGGGAAAGAGAGAUAGAGCGAGACAAGGAUCUCUCCACCCAGGCCCUGAGGGAGCUGGAGGUCAAAGUUCAGGCUCUGGUGGAGCAGGGGCGGGUCCAAAUGAAGCGGUCCUCCUCUGGACAGCUGGACGUCCAGGUGGUCCCCAUCAUCCAGCACGUGAUUCAGAAAGCUAAAGAAGAAGCAGACUCAGGUGAAGACCCCUCAGCCUCCCCCCCCUCCUCAGACCCUCAGCCUCCCCCCUCUGAGGAUGCUCUGCAGGCUGCAGUUCCUGCUCCUCCACCUCCUCCACCUCCACCUCCAGGCUUAACUGGAACUCCUCCUCCACCUCCUCCUCCUCCACCUCCUCCUCCUCCUCCUCCUCCUCCACCAUCAGCACCCUCACCCCCCCUGCUGCCUCCUGGAGGUGGUACGACCCAGCUGUCUCUGACUGAUGGGAGCUCAGGUUGUAAAAAGAAGAAGCCGAUUGAAACCAAAUACCGCAUGCCUCUGCUGAACUGGCAGGCCCUGAAAUCCAGCCAGGUGGCAGGAACCAUCUUCAACGAGCUGGACGACGAGCACGUCUUAGAGGAGCUGAACAUGGCGUGUUUUGAGGAGCAGUUCAAGACGAAGGCCCAGUCCAGCCCUCUGGAGAUGGGGACCAUCAAGAUGAAGCUGUCCCACAAGACCCCCAGUAAGGUUUCUCUAAUGGAGCCCAACAGGGCCAAGAACCUGGCCAUCACCCUGCGCAAGGAAGGGAUGGCUGCCUCCGAUAUCUGCUGUGCAAUCGAGACGUACAACCAGAGAGCUCUGAGCCUGGACUUCCUGGAGCUCCUGGAGCGUUUCAUCCCCACAGAGUACGAAAUGAAGCUCAUCCACAACUACGAGUGUGAGGGCAGGCCCCUGGACGAGCUCAGCGAGGAGGACCGCUUCAUGGUGCGCUUCAGCAAGAUCCCGCGGCUCUCCCAGCGCAUCAGCACUCUCACCUUCAUGGGAAACUUCCCCGAGAGCGUGCAGCUGAUUCAGCCGCAACUGAACGCCAUCAUCGCGGCCUCCAUGUCGAUCAAAUCUUCCAGCAAGCUGAAGAAAAUCCUUGAGAUCAUCUUAGCGUUUGGAAACUACAUGAACAGCAGCAAGCGCGAGGCAGCGUACGGCUUCCGUCUGCAGAGUUUAGAUUUGCUGUUGGACACCAAAUCCACAGACCGAAAGCAGACGUUGUUGCACUUCAUCGUCAGCAUCAUCCAGGAGAAGUACCCGCAGCUCCAGUCCUUCUACACAGAGCUGCACUUCCUGGACAAGGCGGCACUCGUUUCUCUUGACAGCAUCCUGCAGGAUGUGCGCGCUCUGGAGCGAGGCACGGAGGCCGCCAGGAGGGAGUUCUCUGUGGAGAAAGACAACCCUGUGCUGCAGGCGUUCCUCAGCAGCAACACUGAGCUGCUCCAAUCCCUUAUCGGUGAUGGAAAAACUGCCCAGGAUGUGUAUGACUCUGCCGUGGAGUACUUUGGAGAGAACUCUAAAACCACGCCGCCCUCCACGUUCUUCCCUGUGUUUGUCAGGUUCAUCAAAGCAUACAAGCAAGCGGAGCAGGAGAACGAGCAGAGGAAGAAACACCAUGUGCUGAACUGUGACGCUCCAACAACUCCACCCAAACCUGAAGUCAUGGGGAAUAAGGUAUCAAUGGCGUCCAAACUGCCGCAGAUGGACCUGAUAGCAGAGCUGAAGAAGAGGCAGGUGUCUCCUCUGGUGAGGGAGGGGAAGGACGGGGCCAUAGAGGACAUCAUCACAGAUUUAAGGAACCAGCCGUACAGACGGGCAGACGCCGGCCGACGCAGCGCCAAGUGGAAACCAGGACAACAGCUCCACGUGUCCUCAGACAUCUCGCUCUGAAAAAACACUGCACACACUGACAGCUUCAAGUAGAAAAGCACAAAAAGGAUCAGAUGUUAAACUCACCGGGGCAACCAUCUUUCUCCCUCAUGCAUGUUGAGGAAUGCAGAGGUGACUGAUAAUGCAUGUGAAGCUGUUCCCUCACACACACACACACACACACACACACACACACACACACACACACACACACACACACACACACACACACACACACACACACACACACACACACACACACACACACACACACACACACACAGACACACACACA
Trematomus bernacchii (emerald rockcod) is the source of this 4176-nucleotide messenger RNA. Its product is annotated as formin-like protein 1. The transcript is spliced from 26 exons. NCBI's taxonomy places the organism in Eukaryota, Metazoa, Chordata, Actinopteri, Perciformes, Nototheniidae. Gene Ontology annotation, biological process: regulation of cell shape; cell migration; cortical actin cytoskeleton organization. Gene Ontology annotation, molecular function: small GTPase binding; actin filament binding. Gene Ontology annotation, cellular component: cytosol. Bases 627 to 3902 code for a protein of 1091 amino acids. The record is from RefSeq and is a predicted model, not a curated record.